AUGCAACUAAAAUCUUCUGAAAUUUAUUCUCUUUUAUCUUCUAAAAGAAAUUUUGAAUCAAUUUAUUUGAAUUUUACAAAUAGUGAAUUUGCUCAUAAAUUUGAAAUAAAAACAUUUAUUGAUUUUUUAGUUAAAAACAACUCAGACCAUUUAAUUAGUUUUGAAUAUCUUCCAGUUUAUGAUAUUUGCCUUGGCUCAGAUAUUGAUUUGGUUUUGUUUAAUAAUUGCUUUAAAUUAAAAAAAUUAAUUCUAUACAGAACCACAAUUACAAAUAUUUCAGAUUUAUCAAUUGAAAAUUCUUGCUCAAUUUUAACCAAAUUAGUAUUGCGUGAUAAUCAAAUCAUAAAGAUUGGAAAUUUAACAAAUCUAUCUCAUUUAACAUUUUUAACUUUAAUAUUCAAUAAUAUCACUGAUAUGGACAAUUUAUCCAAUCUAAUUAAUUUAAAAUACCUAAACUUAUCAUUUAAUAAAAUUAACAAAAUUAAUUAUUUGUCAAAUUUAGUUAAUCUAGAAUACUUAAAUUUAUCUGCUAAUCUAAUUGAAAAAAUUGAAAAUAUUUCAAAUUUAAUUAAUUUAACCUAUUUAAAUUUCUCCUUUAAUAAAAUUCAAAAAAUUCAAAACUUAUCAGGUUUGGAUAAUCUUAUUUAUUUGAAUAUUUCAAAUAAUGAACUCACUGAUAAUCAAUAUAUAAAUGGUUUGAAAAACUUGAGAAAUUUAAUUUUGGAAGAUAAUAAAAUUAACGAAUUAUUUUUGAAUUUGAAAAAACUAGAUUUAACCUCAAACAAAAUUUCAAAUUUGGGCAAUUUAUCCAAAAUUACUAAUCUCGAAGUAUUAGAAUUAACUGGAAAUAAAAUCGAAAAAGUUGAUAGUAAACUUGAAAUUCUUAAUAAUUUGAAAGAGCUAAAUCUAUCAUAUAAUCGAAUCAGCGUUUUUAAUUCAAAUUGUGAUGGUUUUAAAAAUCUUAAUACGUUACAUUUGGGUUACAACAAUCUAACCAAAUUUGAGAUUCAAAAAAAUUCUUACAAAAAUUUGGUUGAGUUAAAUAUUAGCGGUAAUCAGCUAAAAAAAAUUGAUUUUGUUUGUUUCAAUGUUUCUGAAUCAAGUAAUGGUUUUUACUUGCCAAAAAUUAAAGAACUUUAUUUGGAUUUCAAUAAAAUACAGAGCAUGUCGUGGUUGAAGGUUAUAUCACCUAGUCUUUUGAUUCUUACAUUAUUUCACAAUCAAUUAGUAUCGAUUAAAAAACUAGAAAAUUUAAGGCAAUUAAAAACGUUAAAUGUAUUAAACAAUCCAAUUGAAGAUUCAAAAAAUUUAAAUUUUUAUCCGGAAUUGCUUAAGGAACCUAUAGGGAUAGACUGGAGUCUUUUGUACGACCUUAUGUAA
Messenger RNA from Ascoidea rubescens DSM 1968, 1380 nucleotides. Its product is annotated as leucine-rich repeat domain-containing protein. The transcript has 2 exons. Bases 1 to 1380 code for a protein of 459 amino acids. Gene Ontology annotation, molecular function: protein binding. The record is from RefSeq and is a predicted model, not a curated record. Lineage: Eukaryota; Fungi; Ascomycota; Saccharomycetes; Ascoideales; Ascoideaceae.